Molecule: messenger RNA, 2460 nt
Organism: Heteronotia binoei (common prickly gecko)
Lineage: Eukaryota; Metazoa; Chordata; Lepidosauria; Squamata; Gekkonidae
Gene: TSPAN6
Product: tetraspanin 6
Exons: 8
Coding region: 276-1034 (252 amino acids)
Cellular component (GO): membrane
Source: RefSeq, a predicted model, not a curated record
GGGAGAUCGUUCCUCGGCAAUUUCCGCCAAGACUCGGCAACUUCCGCUGAGAGAGCCGGGACUAGCGGCCGGACUUAUUUCUCGGCACUUUCCGGAAAGGCUCGGCUCCCCUUGUCAUUGGCAAGGCAGGGGCUAGCAUCUGGCUAGCUUUCGGGACCUUCCGGAAUAAGUCGGCUCGUUCCGCCCAGGCUCGACGCUGGCAGGCGGCGGAGGGGCUUUGGGGAGUCGUCGGGUCGUUUGCGGUGGGGCGCGGCGGCGGGGCGGCUGGCUCGGGCAUGGCGUCCCCCUCGCGGAGGCUGCAGACCAAGCCGGUCAUCACCUGUCUCAAGAGCGUCCUCAUCAUCUACAGCUUCAUUUUCUGGUUCUCUGGCAUUAUCCUCCUGGCAGUUGGCAUCUGGGGGAAAGUGAGCCUGGAGGUGUAUUUCUCCCUGUUAAAUGAGAAGGCUACCAAUGUCCCCUACAUCCUGAUCGGCGCAAGCGGCAUUGUCAUCCUUUUGGGCACCUUUGGUUGCUUUGCCACUUGCCGGGGGAGCACAUGGAUGCUGAAACUGUAUGCCAUGCUCUUAACUCUCAUCUUCCUAGUUGUGCUGGUGGCGGCCAUUGUUGGCUUUGUUUUCAGACAUGAGAUCAAGAGCAGCUUUAAGGCUACCUACAAAAAGGCUGUGGAGGAAUACAAGGGGAUCCCAGAUGAACGAAGCCGGGCGAUUGAUACUAUCCAGAGCACACUACACUGCUGCGGUGUUGCAAACUUCUCAGACUGGGAGAAGACAGAGUACUACAAAGACAAAGGAAUACCCUCGAGCUGUUGCAGGACGAAGCAGAACUGUACAAUGGCAGAGCUGAAGGAUCCAGACAGAGCAAAGGGAAAGGUGUACGAAAAUGGUUGCUUCAGUAUGGUGACGCAGACCAUGGAGUCCAAACUGAGCAUCGUAGCUGGGAUCUCGUUUGGCAUCGCUUGCUUCCAGUUGGUUGGGAUCUUCCUUGCCUGUUGCCUCUCCCGGUCCAUCACAAAUAAUCAAUACGAGAUGGUAUAACUCUCAAGGUUGCAUCUCGCAACAAGAGUUUUGGGACACUUUAUAAAACAAACACUACAAAAAUAACACUUUUGGGAACCACUUCCUUGCUUCCAACCUGCCGAAAUCCUGUUUGAUUAGGCCGAUCUCUUUUGAAGCUGUCUGUUCUUCGGGGAACCGAAUGCAACAAUGGAUGUAUUCUCCUUUGGGGAUGUUGUCAUGGCGGUAUAUUGAAAGAAUGCCGAAUGGGACACUUAGCUUUAGGGGAGGCUGUGAAUGGGUCUUUCAAGAAGGGACAGUGGUUUACUGCAUGGCUCCAGGCAUACUGUGAAUUGAGGAAUUGGUUUUUUGAGCUCAGGCCUUCCGGCAGAAGAGAUUUCUCUUCGGGCUGUCGACCAAUGAAAAGAUUCUUGUCUCUCGUGUUUUAGUCACUUGAUUGAUUGGCUGUUUUAUCUGGUUUCCUGGAAACUGUGCAUUACUAUAAUUCCGCAAAAAUCUGAAACGAGGAAGUUAAAGAGCACGUCAAAGCACCAGCUCCCACUCCUUGCAGUAAACCAGUGUCCUUGCUUUUGGGUUUUUGGAAGCCACAGACAGUUGAGAACACUAAGGUCAUAUUUUGCACAAACAGUACUGAACCUAAAAUGCAUGCUAAGCCGAUUCCGGCUCGAUUUUCUCUGAAGCGAGAGCAGCCGUGGGAAAAAAGGGAUCCCCCAAUACCCCUGAACUGCACUUCCUUACCUCCAAGGAUGACUUCCUUUGUCCCUUCCCAGAGCACCUGGAUCAACUUUUCCUACUGUAAUGAUUCCUGUCAAAGGAUUUGGUGCUCUCCUAUUCCUACAAGACACAUCCCAAAUUCAGUUAGCACUAAUUUCUUGAGGUCUUCCCCGGAUCGCUUGCCUAUUUUGGAAGGAAACGUGCUGACGUCUUUCAUUCUCUCGAGAGGGUGGCUGUCUCCAUUCAUUGAUUGCUCCCUCCUCUCUUGGAAUCUCAUAGUGCGUGCUUGUCUUGUCAACAGGCAGCUGAAUGCUAGUCAGCAGCAGAGCAGACGGCCACGGUGAGGAAAAGGGGCAGUCGUUCCUUUUUGUGUCAGUCGAAACGAGCCCCAGGCUUCCCAACCUGGGCCUCUGCCUUUUGGCAGAACCUCGGCUCGGUUUCCUUCAUCCUUCCCCUGACUGAAGCUUUUUCUAUUUCCUCCCCCCCCCCAAAAAAGUACUUUGAUAAAACCUUGGUUUUUUGGUUGUUGUUUUUUACAAUUGGGCUGUAGCGAUCUUUGUGUGUGUGCUGCGAGGUUCCGCGGGGAGCCAUUAGCCUUAGCAGUUGCCGCCCCGAUUGGGUUGGCGUGAUUUUGAUCAUCAGUAUUAUGGGAUGUUUCAAACACACGGGGAUAUUUUGUAUCAAAUAGAAAUCCUCUUGUCUUGAAAACAAAAUAAACCAUUAUGCGCUUUUA